UUGGGUGUAGAUUCGUUAAAAAAAAUCUACACUGUCAUCAAUUGAGUGACGUCACAGAAAUAAUAGCUAGUUUUCGUUGGCGCUGAUAACUGGAUGCUUUCCAUAUAAUAUGUAUGAAAGAGGCAAAGCAAAUUUGCGGUACCAAUGCCUUCUGACGCUUUCUGUUACGGUGAUUUUCUACGUCAUGCCACUGAAGGGAGACAUGUGUGCAUCAAUGGUCUCUGUUAUCAAUGGCGAAGAAGACUCGACUCUACAAGAAAGGGCAUUCGAGAACUUCAAAUCGACAUGCCGGAAGUUACGGUCAGGAUCUGCCCCCGAUAAAACGGCAACGUGCUCUGGUCCCCUCACGCCAUCAAGCGGACAGUCUAAGGAGCGAUAUCCUACAGCCGGGUUCUUCGAUCAUCCCUUAGAGCGACUUGAGUUCAGUGUCCAGUCUACAGGAAAUGUAAUUCUGGACUUAAAAUGUAGCGACGGCAAUUUUGUUGCCAUAGAAUUGGGCACCACAUCUACAAUUUACAACCGCACCCUUAAGAAGUUAGCUGGCAUCCAUACGAUCGAUAUAGGGACUUCAUCUCAUUUUUGGGUGACGUACACCAACAAUAUUAUGAAGGUAGGGAGGGAUGGAGAAGCGGCAUCGUUUAUGGAAGCUGAUAUCCCAAAUAUGGAAAUCAAUUACAUAUCAUUUGACCCUUAUGGCACGUCUGCUCAGUGGCAAAUCUACAACCUAUGUGUUGAGGCCUACUAAUGACCAAAGGACUUGGUGACACAUUGGUGCAAUUUUACAGCCCGCUUUCAGUACAAAAAUAGAGCAUUACGAUUUCGAUUCAUGCUGUUUUAGCUGUUCUCUGUAAUGUUGCAAAGGUAUUAUAGUGGUCGUAAUAUUUUGUGAAGUAAAAAAUAUGUCAUUUAUAGCUAGUUUAGUUCAAUUCAAGCAUGGUUUUCUUUUGUGUUACAGCAUUACAAAGUUUAAAGAUUGUAGUGAGCAUUAUUCAAUAGCGAGAGAUAUAAUAAUACAUUGUGGGAUUAGCCCACAAUGUGUUUUUUUCUAUAAGGGAAUGAAUAGUUUUUGAAAGGGGUAUCAUAAGACAACACCUGGGGAAAUGUCGCUCUAAACAUGAUUGUGCUCGGACUGGCCAGGCAAAUUUGUUUGUCUUGUAGGAUCUUAUCAAGCUUAAAAAUUUCCUUGACUUCAGGGUAGUUUCUUUUAACAUUUGGGGUUAAUAUUUGCCGUUGAAACACAAGUAUUUACCGUGCAAAAUUGUAUUGUUUCUGUUCAAUGGCCUAUAUAAUACAAGGUAUAAAAACCGUGUAUUAUAUAGGUAUCUGAAUUACAAAUACCUUGUUAAUGUGAAUUCUGUGGGUCUGCACCUUCAACUCGUUUUCUUUGCAUAAUAUUUUGUGCGCCUAUUGUGUAUUAAGAUAUGGUGUAGCCCUUUAUGGUUUUAGCGAUGUUUCAGUUUUGCAUUUUCUUUAAUAAUAAUAACAAUAAUAAUACAAAUAAUGAAAUUUAUACCGCGCAUUUUCCAUACUAAAAAUGAUCAAAAGUGCUUUACAAUUAGAUAAUGAUUACGAACUAAAACAUUGACAUAGUAAACAACCCAAUAAUACUAAGUUGAAGCAUAGAUUAAACAUUAUUCUUUAAUGUUUUAAAGACAAUGGACACUAUUGGUAAAUGUCGAAGACCAGUCUCCUCACUUGG
Asterias rubens (European starfish) is the source of this 1699-nucleotide messenger RNA. RefSeq lists its product as uncharacterized. The transcript has 3 exons. Bases 110 to 745 code for a protein of 211 amino acids. The record is from RefSeq and is a predicted model, not a curated record. Lineage: Eukaryota; Metazoa; Echinodermata; Asteroidea; Forcipulatida; Asteriidae.